Messenger RNA from Humulus lupulus (European hop), 1163 nucleotides. RefSeq lists its product as uncharacterized. Bases 244 to 786 code for a protein of 180 amino acids. The transcript has 2 exons. NCBI's taxonomy places the organism in Eukaryota, Viridiplantae, Streptophyta, Magnoliopsida, Rosales, Cannabaceae. The record is from RefSeq and is a predicted model, not a curated record.
CAACUCCAGCGAAGAUCCAAAAGGAGAACUGGCGAAUCAAGCCGAGGCCCUCCAGCCAAGAAGGGUCGAACAGAAGAUCCUCCUAAGGACGCGCCAUCUGGGCGAAGUCCUGCGCCAACUGGGAAAAGUCAUGCCCCUCCUCCAGUUCCUUCUGAGCAGCAGACUACUCCUGCCCCACUGAAUCCUCCAGCUGCGCCUGCCAGGGAGCAGCCUUCUCGUGAAUAAGCUCUCGGGGCCAAACUCAUGAGCCGCACCCUUCGAUCAGCCAGGGAUCGCCUCGACCGCAUUGGAAAAAGCGACCGUGUCAGAGAUGCAAUGGUCGAGGCUGAAGACAUGGGGGCUGACCAGGUUCUGAACAGGACCUUGAAUGAGAUUUCCAGCGCCUUGCUGUCUGCCCUCACUGCUCGUACCCGCAUCCAAGCUUCCAUCGAGCAGGCCAAAGCAAAGGCCACUGAGAGGCAUCACGUGAAGGCAGCUGAGGAGCUUUCGGCUGCAGAGGCUAAGCACGCCAAGGAGUUGGAAGCACUGGCUCGGGAGAGGGAUGCUGCGGUGACCAAACUGUCAGAAGCUGAAGCCGCAAAGGACGCCGCAGUAAAGUUGAGGCAGCAGUACCGAGACUCCAAUCAAACCCACCUUCGCGAGAUCAAGCAUUUUGGAGAGACACUCAAGUCCAAGGACGAGGCUAUUGUCACUCUUGAAGGUAAGGUGAAGCAGCUGGAGCUUGAUAACUCCAAGAAUCUGGAAAAGUACAAGAGGACGACACUCCGAUGUUUCUACAACUUUUAGAAACAUAAUCAGGGUGCCGACUUUAGCUAUCUUUCGGAGGAAGUCAGGACUGCUGAGUUGGCUCGCUGCACUGCCCAACUGACCGAGGAGGAGGCAAGAUUGAGGAUCCCUGCCUCUCCAAGCAUCGUUGGCGUGGAAGAAGAAGAAGUUGUGGAGGACGCUACUAACCAGGAUGCUGCCCAGGACCCUCCGGCUCCAAAUGCCUCUUAAAACUUUCCAUUUAUUUUUUUCUUUCUUUUUGGAUAUACGACCCACGGGUCAUGAUGUAAAGACAAUAAUUUCUUUUUAAAAGUUUCUACAUGGGCAGUAGAUCUUUUUUUUUUCUUUUACUCGAACAGUUACAUCCAAGCGACGAUGCUUACGGUGUAAAAGCUUAA